CCCUUAUAAGCUUCUGCGCCCUUGCCGUUUGAUCAUCUCCAUCCUCACUUUCUUUGAUACCCUAAGCUUUCCCUUUGGCUGCCAUUGAGCACUACCGCCUAUUCAUUACCCCACAAUUAGCACAGUACGAUCACCGGUACACCACCCGAGGCCACACCACCACAAUGGCAUCUGCCUCGCGAACCUUCUCCCGCGCUCUGCGUACCGCCGCUCCCUCCCUCCGCUCUACCACCACACGCUCCGCGCGCUUCGCUGCACCGGCUCAGAAUGCUUUCCGUAGCAAGCAGUGGCAACGCGGCUACGCCACGGGCAACGAGGAGCCCACAGACAAGUACGAGGGCAACCCUACUGGCAUGUUCGUCGGUGCCGGUGCUCUGCUGCUUGGUGCUGCCGGUUACGCUGCCUACACCUACAAGCCUGAGUUGCUAGGCCUCGAGGGCAAGCCCAAGGCUCCCUUCGUUCCCCGAUUUGAGAACUACCAAGAGGUCUACAACCACAUUGCGAAGCUGCUCGAGGAGCACGAUGACUACGAUGAUGGCAGCUAUGGCCCCGUCCUGCUGCGUCUGGCAUGGCACGCUUCUGGAACCUACGACAAGGAGACAGGAACGGGCGGUUCCAACGGUGCCACUAUGCGCUUUGCCCCCGAAGGCGACCACGGCGCCAACGCCGGUCUGAAGGCUGCCCGCGACUUCCUGGAGCCCGUCAAGGAAGCCUUCCCCUGGAUCACCUACUCCGAUCUCUGGAUCCUCGGCGGUGUCGCCGCAAUCCAAGAGAUGCAGGGCCCCAAGAUCCCCUACCGCGCCGGCCGCUCUGACCGCGACCUCUCCUUCUGCACACCUGACGGCCGUCUGCCCGACGCCUCCAAGGACCACAGCCACAUCCGCGCCAUCUUCGGCCGCAUGGGCUUUGACGACCGCGCCAUGGUCGCUCUGUCCGGGGCUCACGCUCUGGGCCGUUGCCACACUGACCGCUCUGGAUACUCUGGUCCCUGGACAUUCAGCCCCACUACUCUCACCAACGACUACUUCAAGCUGCUGAUUGAGGAGAAGUGGCAGUACAAGAAAUGGAACGGCCCCAAGCAGUUCGAGGACGUCAAGACCAAGACCUUGAUGAUGCUGCCCACCGACAUGGAGAUUGUCAAGGAUAAGAGCUUCAGGAAGUACACUGAGCUGUAUGCCAAGGACAACGAUGCUUUUUUCAAGGACUUCUCAAACGCUGUUGUCACACUGUUCGAGCUUGGUGUGCCGUUUGAGCACCCCGAGGACCAGAGGUGGGUCUUCAAGAGCUCGUUUGACUAAGCGUAUCUGAGCAUUGGGAGAUGUGUGAGUGUGGAGGAUUUCAUUUGAUGUCGAGAUAUCCAGCUAGGUCAACUAGACCAUUGCUUUGUGCGAGAUGAAGGAAAUAAUGUCCAUGUUUCUUCGAUUCAGAGUCGCUUAGACUGCACCAGUACGAUAGAG
Macroventuria anomochaeta is the source of this 1457-nucleotide messenger RNA. Its product is annotated as class II peroxidase. NCBI's taxonomy places the organism in Eukaryota, Fungi, Ascomycota, Dothideomycetes, Pleosporales, Didymellaceae. The transcript is spliced from 2 exons. Gene Ontology annotation, molecular function: peroxidase activity; heme binding. The record is from RefSeq and is a predicted model, not a curated record. The coding region runs from base 165 to 1298 and encodes 377 amino acids. Gene Ontology annotation, biological process: hydrogen peroxide catabolic process; cellular response to oxidative stress; response to reactive oxygen species.